Prunus armeniaca (apricot) is the source of this 888-nucleotide messenger RNA. The record is from the annotation of a GenBank genome assembly. Lineage: Eukaryota; Viridiplantae; Streptophyta; Magnoliopsida; Rosales; Rosaceae.
AUGUUGAAGCCAAUUGAUCUUCUUACAUCAGAGCUACCACUAAAUAUUUCUUGCUUGAUAUCUGCUGCAAUGGCUUUCUAUCGCUCAUUUAUCGUCGUUGUUCUCACUUCUUGCAGAUGGCAGUGUUGGCACUUGCAAAGCAUUCUCCUCUACUUUGCAAAGCAUUUUUGUGUAUGGAAGCACAGAGUUCCAGUGAAGCACAGAGCACCUCAACUUUAUUGGAACACUGUGCUUCCAUACACAAAAAUGCCAAAAGCCAUCAGUAACCUAAUUCUCCGCCCAGCUGAAUUCACGGAUGGGAGCACUGAAGAGAAUAACUCUCUUCAUUAUGAGCUUCAUAUUAGUGAGAAUGGAGGACCAACGCGUAUUUAUAAUCCUGCAAUGCAACGCCACAUUCCUGCCACGCAACCAAUUCCCUUCUCCUCGAACAAACUCACAGAAAUUUUCAAGCUCUUUUCUGUAGUGGAGCAGGGAUCUUUGGAAGCAAACGCUCUUAAGGAAACAAUUGAAUGGUGUGAAAGACCGGGUAACAAGGGAGAGGAAAAAUACUGCACCACCUCUUUAGAAUCAAUGAUUGAUUUCAGCACUUCCAAGCUUGGAACAAGAAAUGUUCAAGCAGUCUCGACGGAGCUACUUGAAAAGGGAGUCAUUAAGUCCUUGCGCAAGUAUACAGUGUUGCCUAGAGUGAAGAAGCUGGGAGGCGACGAAGCUGUUUCGUGCCAUAAGCAUAGAUAUCCCUUUCCUGUGUUUUACUGCCAUUCAACAAAACAAACGGCAAGUUAUGUGAUGUCUAUGAAAGGUGCUGAUGGGGAGAAGGUUAAAGCAGUAGCAAUGUGCAAUAUAGACACAUCGGAAUGGAACCCAAGGCAUUCGGCCUCCAAGUGCUGA